This is a messenger RNA of Ostreococcus lucimarinus CCE9901, 1488 nucleotides long. RefSeq lists its product with no specific name. Gene Ontology annotation, molecular function: oxidoreductase activity, acting on paired donors, with incorporation or reduction of molecular oxygen; beta-carotene 3-hydroxylase activity; heme binding. The record is from RefSeq and is a predicted model, not a curated record. The annotation marks the transcript as partial. Gene Ontology annotation, cellular component: chloroplast. Lineage: Eukaryota; Viridiplantae; Chlorophyta; Mamiellophyceae; Mamiellales; Bathycoccaceae. Gene Ontology annotation, biological process: xanthophyll biosynthetic process. The transcript has a single exon.
AAGAUGCCGGUGGCGAGCGGGGACAUUCGCGAGAUCGCGGGACAACCGGUUUUUGUGCCGCUGUAUAAGCUGUUCUUGGCGUACGGGGAGAUGUUCGUCCUGGCGAUCGGGCCGAAGAAAUUCGUCGUCGUGAGCGACAACGCGGUGGCCAAGGAGAUGUUGCUCACGCAGGCGAAGAGCUUCUCCAAGGGAUUGCUGUCGGAGAUUUUGGACUUUGUCAUGGGUCAGGGGUUAAUCCCGGCGAACGGUGAGGUGUGGAAGAUUCGACGCAAGGUGAUCGUGCCGAGCUUGCACAAAAAGUACGUCACGUCCAUGGUGGACAUGUUCGGCGACUGCGGGUUGAAGGGGAUGUCGCAGCUCGCGCGCGCGGAGAAGGCGAACGAGUCGGUGGAGAUGGAGAACUUUUACUCGCGAUUCGCCUUGGAUAUCAUAGGCAAGGCGGUGUUCAAUUACGAUUUCGACUCCUUGUCCACGGACGACCCCGUGAUCAAAGCCGUGUACACGGUUUUGCGCGAAGCCGAGUACCGGAGCGUGACGUUUAUUCCCUAUUGGAAGGUUCCCCCGCUUCGCUGGCUCGUGCCGAGGCAGCGUCAGUGCCAGGAGGCGCUGCAAGUGGUGAACGACACCUUGGAUGACCUCAUCAACCGAUGCAAAGCCGUGGUGGAGGAAGAGGAUGAGGAAUUCGUCGAGGAGUACAUGAACACGGACGAUCCGAGCAUUUUGCACUUUCUCAUCGCGAGCGGCGACGACGUGACGUCCAAGCAACUUCGCGAUGAUUUAAUGACGCUCCUGAUCGCCGGCCACGAAACCACCGCCGCGGUGCUGACGUGGACGACAUUUUUGCUCGCCAAGCACCCCGAAGUGAAGGCCAAGGUAUUCGAGGAGGUUGACCGCGUCGUCGGCGACCGCAACCCGACGGUGGCGGAUAUGCGCGCGCUCGUGUACACGACGCGCGUCAUCAACGAGUCCAUGCGACUUUACCCGCAACCUCCGGUGUUAAUCAGGCGCGCGUUAGAGCCCGUCACCCUCGGAGGGUACAACAUCGACGCCGGAACCGACUUCUUCAUUUCGGUUUGGAACUUGCACAGAAACCCGCGGAUUUGGGACGAACCCGACGCGUUCAAGCCCGAACGCUUCCCGAUCGACGCCCCGAUGCCGAACGAGUACACCGAAGAGUACGCGUACUUGCCCUUCGGCGGUGGCCAGCGCAAAUGCGUGGGCGAUCAGUUUGCUAUUUUUGAGUCAAUCGUGUCGCUCGCCAUGCUCAUGCGACGAUUCGACUUUGAACUCGACGAGUCCAAGCACCCCGACGGCGAAUGCGGCAUGACGACGGGCGCGACGAUUCACACCACGAACGGCUUGCACGUCAAGCUCAAGCGCCGCGAUGGGCGAGGUGGGCGAGAGAUGGACGGCACGUACGUCACCGGUAUGGCGUUGAGCAACCUGGAAGACGUCGACGUCGUUCGAGGGUCCAUCGACGCCCCGACG